Molecule: messenger RNA, 1046 nt
Organism: Melanaphis sacchari
Lineage: Eukaryota; Metazoa; Arthropoda; Insecta; Hemiptera; Aphididae
Gene: Rab35
Product: ras-related protein Rab-35
Exons: 6
Coding region: 241-849 (202 amino acids)
Biological process (GO): endocytic recycling
Cellular component (GO): endosome membrane; plasma membrane
Molecular function (GO): GTPase activity; GTP binding
Source: RefSeq, a predicted model, not a curated record
AUGCUCUUAAAUUUUUCCCAUUUUUUAUGUAUGAUUUUGUGUAUGUUUUUAUUGUACAGUGUUUGUGUCUGCUGUUAAACGAUAUCGUUUGAAAAUAUUCCACCUCGCUGGUCGUCUCGUAACUCUUGUUCCGGUCAAAAUUACACUGUCAAUCUACAAUACCAGAUGAUUUUUCCAUAGAUGUCACAUUAAGACUACUCACGAACUGUAAUUAUUUCACCCUGGACGUCCGUAAUCAUUAUGGCUAAAGAAUAUGAUCAUUUGUUUAAGCUGUUAAUCAUCGGAGACAGUGGUGUUGGCAAAAGUUCAUUGCUUGUUCGUUUUGCUGAUAACACAUUCUCUGGUAGCUAUAUAACAACUAUAGGCGUCGACUUCAAAAUCAGAACAGUCAUUGUUGACGGAGAAAAAGUUAAAUUACAGAUAUGGGACACUGCAGGUCAAGAAAGAUUUAGAACAAUUACUUCAACGUAUUAUAGAGGUACACAUGGUGUGAUAGUUGUAUACGAUGUUAGCAAUGGGGACUCAUUUGCAAAUGUCAAACGGUGGUUACACGAGAUUGACCAAAAUUGUGAAGUUGUCAAUAGGAUAUUAGUUGGAAACAAAAACGAUGCUCCAGAUCGAAAAGUAGUGUUAACAGAAGAUGCUCAAAGAUUUGCUGAUCAAAUGGGCAUUCAAUUAUAUGAAACUAGCGCCAAAGACAACAUAAAUGUUGAACAGAUGUUCAUGUCGAUUACUAAACAAGUAUUGCGGAACAAAAAGGAAACCAAGGAACGUCAGGCGCAUCAGAACAAUGAUGUUGUGACUUUAAGAAAAGGUCACUCAAAAGGAGCAAAAAGAAAAUGUUGUUAAUUUCAGUUGUUGAUGUAUUUCUACUGAUAAGAAAAAGAAAAAAAUAAUAAUUAAAUAUUCUAAACAGGGCCUUACAUGCAGUAAUGAGAUAUUAACUUUGUCCGUCUACCUACAUACAGAUCUUGGUAUAAUAUUAUAGUUCAAAUCAUUAUUAUAUAAGUUAAAACAAAUAAUGUUAACCUAAUAAUUUAUAUUCA